CGCAUCUUCAUCAUGCGUCGCCUUUUGUUUUUUUAUUAGAGGACGCAUGACCGUCAUGCGUCUUAGGGAGAGACGCAUGAGGCUCAUGCGUCUCUAAUUUGCAUAAAUCAGAAGCGAGAGAGAUAGCAGACGCGAGAGAGAAAGAUACCAGACCCGAUUUCGGUGAUUUCUUAGAGAUUUCCCGUCAUAUUACGAUAAUAUGGAAAUUUCAAGUUCUAGCGGGCAGUUAUUAUAUGGACCUGAAGAUCCGUCAGUGCUAUAUCUUCAGAAAAAACAUAUUUCAAAUAAACUACUGAAAGAUGGCACAACACAAGUUUUCAAAGUUCGCCCGACGGAAAGUAAGACAUGGGAUGUCGACAUUCAUGAGAAUAUGAGGUAUUGGCUUGCGCCUUUGGUUUCAAAGGCGUGAUGGAUUGUGGGAAGUCGAUGAAGGUCGACAAUGAGCUGAUCACGGCUUUGAUUGAGCGUUGGAGGUCGGAGACGCACACUUUCCAUCUACCGAUCGGAGAGGCAACAGUGACCUUGGAAGAUGUGCAAGCCAUUUGGGGCUUGAGAGCGGACGGUCGCGUUUUCACAGGGCGUGACAAUCAUGUCAGAUAUCCUGAUUGGCCUAGCAAGUGCCGAGAUUUGUUGGGAUGGAUACCGGAUACAUCCAUAGAGACAAAGCAAGGCGGUUUGCUGAUGACCGCUUUGAUCAACCAGACGAAGAUACCUUUGGGUGAUGACCUGCCUACAUAUGUAUACAUCCAAAGGGCACGUAUCCAUGCCCUAAUUUUGUUAGGAGGUCUCAUUCUACCAGACACCACGGGGUGUAAGGUUCCUUUUAUGUGGUUGAAUGCAUAUGAGGAUCCGGACGAGGAGCAGACUAUUAGUUGGGGAAGUGCGGCUUUGUCCUACCUAUAUCAUUAUCUGUGCGAGGCUUCCAUGGAUAAGAGGAAAGAGUUGGGCGGGCCUAUGAUGCUUCUGCAGCUAUGGGCGUGGGAAAGAAUGUCCACAUUGAGGCCGUCAUUCAUAGGAGCACUCGUGCAUAAGCCAUAUACGCCAUGUGGCGCCAGGUGGAAAGGAACUACGCAAAUAGGAAGUGCUCCUAGAUAUUCGGUUGAGCAUUACCAUGAUCAAAUAUCCCUGAUUAGACCGGACCAUGUGAAUAUUAUUUUAAUGUUAACUUAAUUUAAGAAUUUAUUAUGAAGUUAGUUUAGCGUUUGCAUUGCUGGUUUAUAGUUUGUGU
Messenger RNA from Salvia splendens (bonfire salvia), 1228 nucleotides. Its product is annotated as protein MAIN-LIKE 2-like. Bases 409 to 1170 code for a protein of 253 amino acids. Lineage: Eukaryota; Viridiplantae; Streptophyta; Magnoliopsida; Lamiales; Lamiaceae. Gene Ontology annotation, biological process: meristem development; meristem maintenance. The transcript has 3 exons. The record is from RefSeq and is a predicted model, not a curated record.